Molecule: messenger RNA, 945 nt
Organism: Rhizoctonia solani
Lineage: Eukaryota; Fungi; Basidiomycota; Agaricomycetes; Cantharellales; Ceratobasidiaceae
Product: WD-40 repeat-containing protein
Exons: 5
Coding region: 1-945 (314 amino acids)
Molecular function (GO): protein binding
Source: RefSeq, a predicted model, not a curated record
AUGCGCCUCGUGUUUGAAUCCCCGAAAUUUGGGGCGCAUGCGGAAAAGCCCACCCACAUGUCGCAAUUUGUAAAUCCUACUUCUGUCUCUUCCGAGGCAAGGAGAGCCACACAAGGCUCAACGGGCGAUUCUACCCUCAUAUCCAUCUCGACGAGGUUCAAUCUUGAAUCCCCAGAUAUACAAGACUCAGACUUAGUUCUGGUGGCAAAAGACAACGUCUAUUUCUACGCCCAUAAGAGCAUCCUUCUCCUAGAUUCGUCAAAUCGUUUUGGGUCUCUGAUUCCGCUUGGUACGAACGAAACCCAAUCUCAAGGCAUUGAUCACACAUCUGAAGUCUUGAAUGUCGUUCUUCACGCUAUCUACAAAUUUUCAGUCGAAGGCUACCGCCCAUCUCCUGCCACACUACGAAAAAGCACUCAUGCUUUAUCAUCAUUAGGCUACAACCUCAGUUAUGUGUACGCUCCUCACUCCGAGCUUUUCAUGCUUUUCUUACAGGCAGGGGUUGCUGAGCCUCUUGAGAUGUAUGCGCUGGCUGCACAAUAUGCGCUCGAAGAUCUUGCUGUGGCGGUCAGCACAUUUACUCUAUCUGUAUCUCCGAGCGAAAUAACCGAUGAGCUUUCCGUGCAAAUGGGGCCCAUUUAUUUGAGACGUCUCUUUUUCCUUCACCUUGGCCGUGCCGAUGCCCUCAAGCGCCUACUAUACCCCCCGCCUAUUCCUCAUACUUCUUCCCCAGAACCGAACUGUGGGCCCGAAACUCACAACGCUGUCUCAAGAAUAUGGGCAUUAGCCUGUGCAACAGUGGUGGUUGAAAACAACCCCAAUAAUUUGGCCUCAAUCUUUGCCCCCCUGAGCGCUCAACUACAGUGUCCAAGAUGUCGCCAAACUCUGCAAGAGAGGGUUGCAACUCUGAUCAACGACUGGGGAUCAAUUAAAUGUACUAUAUAG